Staurois parvus is the source of this 2747-nucleotide messenger RNA. The record is from the annotation of a GenBank genome assembly. Lineage: Eukaryota; Metazoa; Chordata; Amphibia; Anura; Ranidae.
AUGAUGGCUGAAGACCUAACAGACCUUCUGGUCAAAAAAGAGCAAGAAUGGAAGGAGCUGCAGCAGCGUCAGAUCUUUUUCCUUCAGCAGACCCUCAAGGAUGAGCAGAAGAACUAUCAGGAGCAAAAAGAGAUAAAUUUGAUAGGCUUAAGAAGGAUUUCACCCAUAACUUAAAGGUGCUGGCUGAGCGAGAACGUGAGCUGGAGCGGUGUGAAGUGAUGUUCUCCCAACUGAAGGUGGUGACGAAUGCAAAGCUUUGCGAAGUAAGCGAACUAAAAGUAAAGAUCGAAAAGCUUCAGCAAGAGCUGCAGAGAGAAAAGAAAAACGUCAGUGAUUUACAGAAUCAUUGUCAGCGGAAAAUCAAAGAGCACCAGAUAGAACUGGAUCAAGUACAUGGCUCUAAAAAUAGUGAUAUCGAUCGGCUUCUGGAAGAAUAUGAGAAACUAAAGCGCCAGCUUGAGAGGAGAAUUGAAGAAUUAGAAGGAGACCUGGCCCUACAGAAACAGGAGCUGUCUUUGGAGUUUGAUUGUGAACUGAAGAAACGGGAACAUGACUUUCGUGUAGGUCUUGAUGAGAUGAACACCGUGGUUUUGUCUCAUGAGCUCAAGGUGAAGUUGCUGACUAAGGAAUUGAAUAUUUUGAGGGAAAAGGAACUGAAAGGCACAGAAUCUCUCCAGCAAGCACAAUUGGCCAUCGAGAGACUGCAUGAGGCCCUGAGACAUAAAGACUUUGAAAUGAAAGAUGUUUUGGUGGUUAAAGAGGCAAGAAUAAAAGAGUUGGAGGGUAAUAUACAGAAACUACAGCAUCAGCUGGAGAGAGAGAAGAAAGCUUUUCAACUGAAACAUGAGCAACUAGACCACGGUGCACGGGAGAAAGAGUCAGCUCUGGCUUCGAUGAAGGAAGCUCACAACGAACAGAUCCAGCAGCUGGAUUAUCAGAAGAAGGAGCUACAGAGGUGUGUGGAGACUCUGCAGAUGGAGCAGCAGAGGGCGACAUACAAUCAUCAGGCUGUACUGGAAGAGAAGGAAAGCACCAUCAUGAAGCUCAAGGAUGAUGUGGACACAUUGAAGACUGGUUGGGAUUCACACAUCACUCAAUUGUCUCAAAAAACUGUAAACAAAGAUCUUCAGAUUCAGUCCCUGCAGGAGAAGGAGGAAAAGCUGAAAGUUCAGAUAGCCAAAUACCAGAAGGAUAUGGAGAGGUACCAGCAGCAGUUAGCGGGUUCGGUGGAGCGGGAGCGUCUGUUAGAACAGGCCAGGGUGCAGGUGGAGUUGGACUGGCAGAAGCGCUGUGAAGAAAUAGAGAAAACCCAGUAUCAGAGAUUGGAGGAGUUGAUUGAAGGUCUCAGCAUAGCCAAGGAUCAGCUGGAAGUUGAACUAAAGGAAAAGGAUAGAAUACUGAAUGAGCUGCAGCUUGUAAAUUCCACUGUGACUUGGGAAAGGGACAAGGCUGUGGCCACUAUCAGGAAGCAGGGAACAUUGACUCACAUAGGAGAAAAGACACUGGCAGCAAUGCCAGACUUUGUAUCAAGUGAGAUUCAGAAAUUGCAGGAGCAAAAUUCAGAACUGCGUCAGGUGAUUGGCCAGAUGAGGAAGGAGAUGGAGAUGUUGUGCGAGCAGAUGUCACCCGCAGUUGGUGAACGGACAGAACCUCCAUCUGCCAACACUGGUGUGACUGCGCCUUCUACUGAUUAUUUGAAGUCUUUUGUGGAGGAGAUCAAGGAUGUAAAACAAAGGAACAGGGAGAUGGAAGUUCAGCUUCAGUUGUCUCCCCCACUUAAAGAUCCUCCUGAUCCACCUACCACUUCAAAACCGGUACUACCUGACAACGUCUACAUCCAAACUCGUAUCAGGAACUCAAAUGAGACCAUAGGUGCUUUAGGAGCAGAUGAAGUGGCAUGUGCAGGAGCUGCUAAGAGACUGGAAUCCAGAACAGCCCAACUAGACUCAAUGGUUGCUGAACUUAACCAGAAGAAUGAAGCUGUGAAUCGGCUACAAGAAGAGGUGAUGACCCUCCAGCAGCAAAUGGCCACCCUUACAACAUUGGGUCACGGAUCAACCAACCCUUACAUACUGAAGACCAAACUGAAAGAAGCUGAGAAAAAAAUUUCUAGGCUCAUCAUGGAGUCACAACAACUGACUGAAAUAGAGAACGGACUACGAGCAAAAGUGGCCCCAGCAGAAGCAAAGACUUCUAAACAUUUGGUUACCGUAACACCAUCCUUCAAGGUUCAAGCACCAAAACCUCUGAGCCGCCUUUCAGAACUAGAGAGUCUGCAAUACCAGCUAACAUCACAGGAGUUGCAGUUUGCUCAGUACCAGAAAUCUCCUAGACUGUCUACAGAGGAUCAUAGUACUACCAAAGCCAAACCCUGUGGACACAGUGACAGCUUUGCAGUGCAGACUACCGAAGACACACUACCAAUGCAGAAAGAGAACCUGUUUUCACCCCGUGUAAAUUACGUGAGCAGCGCCCGAUCCUUGCGCUCAGCAGCCUCACUGACGGAGGGUGAUUCAUCUUUGCAGGAAGUUUGGAAGAUAUUGGACAUGGGGUCAAGUGUGUCACUCCUUAGCUCCCAGGAAGGAAUUGAACAAGCACUCCCUGGUAAGGCUCAGAUGGGCAAUCACAAGAAGGUCCCUUCGUCUGCAAUUAAGAAAAAUGUAGACAAGACAGGACGACCAGGGAAUGCAAAGCAGACAAGGGGCAGAGGCACCCCCAAAAUCCGCAACUACAAUAUAAGAGAUUGA